Messenger RNA from Procambarus clarkii (red swamp crayfish), 1203 nucleotides. The record is from RefSeq and is a predicted model, not a curated record. NCBI's taxonomy places the organism in Eukaryota, Metazoa, Arthropoda, Malacostraca, Decapoda, Cambaridae.
AUGACAGCAUCUUCAGCCCGCCACAGGCCGCCACAGACCGCCACAGGCCGCCACAGGCCGCCACACGCCGCCACAGACCGCCACAGGCCGCCACAGACCGCCACAGGCCGCCACAGACCGCCACAGGCCGCCACAGGCCGCCACAGGCCGCCACAGGCCGCCACAGGCCGCCACAGGCCGCCACAGGCCGCCACAGGCCGCCACAGGCCGCCACAGGCCGCCACAGGCCGCCACAGGCCGCCACAGGCCGCCACAGGCCGCCACAAGCCGCCACAGGCCGCCACAAGCCGCCACAGACCGCCACAGGCCGCCACAGGCCGCCACAGGCCGCCACAGGCCGCCACAGGCCGCCACAGGCCGCCACAGGCCGCCACAGGCCGCCACAGGCCGCCACAGGCCGCCACAGGCCGCCACAGGCCGCCACAGGCCGCCACAGGCCGCCACAGACCGCCACAGGCCGCCACAAGCCGCCACAGGCCGCCACAGGCCGCCACAGACCGCCACAGGCCGCCACAGGCCGCCACAGGCCGCCACAGACUGCCACAGGCCGCCACAGGCCGCCACAGGCCGCCACAGGCCGCCACAGACCGCUACAGGCCGCCACAGGCCGCCACAGACUGCCACAGGCAGCCACAGGCCGCCACAGACCGCCACUGGCCGCCACAGGCCGCCACAGACCGCCACAGGCCGCCACAGACUGCCACAGACUGCCACAGGCAGCCACAGGCCGCCACAGGCCGCCACAGACUGCCACAGGCCGCCACAGACUGCCAUAGGCAGCCACAGACCGCCACAGGCCGCCACAGACCGCCACAGGCCGCCACAGGCCGCCACAGGCUGCCACAGGCCGCCACAGACCGCCACAGGCCGCCACAGACUGCCACAGGCCGCCACAGGCCGCCACAGACUGCCACAGGCCGCCACAGGCCGCCACAGACUGCCACAGGCAGCCACAGGCAGCCACAGGCCGCCACAGGCCGCCACAGACCGCCACAGGCCGCCACAGACCGCCACAGACUGCCACAGGCCGCCACAGGCAGCCACAGGCAGCCACAGACAGCCACAGACCCCCACAGCCAACAGGGGACUGGCUGGCCGACGCUGGUCUUUGUCUCUCGCCACAUGCAAGUCUUUGUCACACACGGCGUCGCUGCCUCUAUUAAGGAGGAGGACAAAGAUCUGAGGCACAGUCUAGGGUUGUGA